UCCUCCUCCUCCUCUCUUCAGCCUUCACACCUGCUACAUGCCCGGCGCCUACUCUUCCUCCAUGAUUAUUAUUCAUGCUCUCCUGCUCCUCGUGCUAAUUCCGCUCGCCGCAGCACAGCCGUGGACCAACUGCGGCAGAGGCCAAGGCAACUACUCGGCAGGCAGCACAUACGAGACCAAUCUUCUAGACCUCCUCGGCACCCUCCGCCAUAACGCCUCCUCGUCGCCGACCCUAUUCGCCAAAGGAUCCCUCGGUGCCGCGCCGGACACUGCCUGGGCCCUGAUUCUCUGCCGAGGCGACGUCAGCGCCAGGAUGUGCUACGAGUGCGUCACCUGGGCUGGUCACGAGGCGGCCACAGCCUGCAACCGCAGCAGGGACGUGGCCCUCUGCUACGACCAGUGCUACGUCCGCCUAGCCGACCACAACUUCUUCGACCCCAACGGCAACUCCGGCGUGGUAUCGUCCGUGAGCGCUCUAGGUAUCACCAACGGGGACGUCGUCGGCUACGACUGGGCCGUCACCGACCUGUUCAGCUCCACGGUGGAGUAUGCGGUGGACAACUCCUCCAGUAUGUUCGCCAUGGGGUAUUCGGCAGGGACCGAGCCGGGGUUCCACGCGAUCUACUCGGCGGCGCAGUGCGCGGCGGACCUGUCGCGGCCGCAGUGCCGAAACUGCCUACAAGGCCUCAUGGGCAUGUGGCGGACCACGUUCCUGCGGAACACGCGGGGCGCGAGGCUGGCUGGUCCGCGCUGCACCUUGAGGUCCGAACUAUUCCAGUUCUUCAAUGACAGAGAUUCCAGGUUCCCGUCCAACACCGGAUCCUCCGGGCCCGUGGCCGUCGGACCAGCAGCUGGUACGAGAGGUACCAGGAGGGCCGUCACAAAGAUUAUGAUAAUAGUUUUGACAUCAUCAGUUGCGACCUUGCUAUUCUCGUGUAUUUAUGUGCUGAUAUGGCAUAGAAAAGGAAGAAGACUAUGGCUUCUCCUUUGCAAGAAGACUAGCGGAAACAAUGAAAAUAAUUACGAGGCCAUGAUUGCAUCGUAUGGAUCCCUAGCUCCAAAACGAUACACGUACUCAGAGGUAAUGAAGAUAACAUCCUCUCGCAGCAAUGAGCUUGGAAAAGGUGGUUAUGGUGUGGUUUUCAAAGGAACCCUACUUGAUGGCCGUCUAGUAGCAGUGAAAUUCUUGCAUGAAUGCAAAGGAAACGGGGGCGAGUUUGUGAAUGAGGUUAUGAGCAUUGGCAGGACUUCUCAUGUAAAUGUUGUUAGCUUGUUUGAGUUCUGUUUGGAGGGAUCAAAACGAGCUCUUAUAUAUGAGUACAUGUCCAACAAUUCCUUGGAUAAGUUCAUUUACUCAGAGGACCCCAAGGAAAUUUUAGGAUGGGAUAAGCUCUAUGUAAUAGCAAUUGGGAUUGCUCGUGGCCUCGAAUACUUGCACCAUAGUUGUAAUACAUGCAUCGUACAUUUCGACAUCAAGCCACAAAAUAUCCUUCUAGACAAGGAUUUUAGCCCCAAAAUUGCUGAUUUUGGUCUAGCUAAAUUGUGUCAUACAAAAGAAAGCAAGGUUUCGAUGACCGGUGCUAGAGGAACAAUUGGAUUCAUCGCUCCAGAAGUUCACUCUCGAACCUUCGGAGUGGUUUCAACCAAGUCAGAUGUUUAUAGUUAUGGAAUGAUGCUGUUGGAGAUGGUCGGAGGAAGGGGAAACGUAAAAUCAUUUGUUGCAAAGUCCAGCGAAAAGUAUUUCCCAGAUUGGAUUUAUGACCAUUUUGCUCAGGACGAAGGUUUGCAAGCAUGUGCUAUAACAAGUGAAACUGCAGAGGUAGCAAGAAAAAUGACCUUAGUGGGAUUGUGGUGCAUACAAGUGUUACCUAUAUAUCACCCUACUAUAACAAGAGUUCUUGAAAUGUUCGAGAGAAGCUUAGAUGAGCUGGACAUGCCACCAAAGCAAAACUUCGGUGAACUAGUUGAAAUUUCAGCUCAUAGUAUGGAUGUACAAAGUGCAAGCUCCACCAGUACAAGAUCCGAGAGGACAAGCCCUGUGACUUCAAAAACCCUGCAACGGCUGCCAACUCUUUGAGCAGAUAAGGCGCGUCAAUCCAAAAAAACAUCCUACAAUGGUUUCCAACUCUUUGAGAAGGUGACCUAUAUAAGUCAAGAGCAAUCGCAUGCCCACGUGGACAAGUUACCGCCCCAAAAAGGGAAUACAAUUAGUUAUGAGUUUUGUCUUCCAAAGAUCCAACUGCUAGAACAAUUGGAUAUUCAAGACCAUAAAAACGAUUUAUGGUCUAAGUAUGGCUACUUUCAUAAUUCGGGCGCAUAAAGCGUAUCUGUGUAUAAAC
This is a messenger RNA of Triticum dicoccoides, 2339 nucleotides long. Its product is annotated as rust resistance kinase Lr10-like. The record is from RefSeq and is a predicted model, not a curated record. Gene Ontology annotation, biological process: protein phosphorylation. The transcript is spliced from 4 exons. Bases 38 to 2077 code for a protein of 679 amino acids. NCBI's taxonomy places the organism in Eukaryota, Viridiplantae, Streptophyta, Magnoliopsida, Poales, Poaceae. Gene Ontology annotation, molecular function: protein kinase activity; ATP binding.